UACCCAGAUUUGCCAUGGGUUUAGUAUCAGUCACAGUCAGUUAGUCUUCAGACUCGCAACACAGACCUAAACGCAACAAAAUGUUCAAAUUGGUGGUGUUGUUCGCUCUCUUUGCCUUCGCGGCAGCCAAGCCCAGCCAAUACCAUGUGGCUCCCAUCGUGGCUAACACCUACGUUUCGCCCGCAGCAGUCAGCAGCACCUACAGGGAAGACAUCAUCAGCAAGCCUGCCGCCAUCACCUACGCUGCCGCCCCUGUUGUGCACAAGACCGUUGUAGCUGAGCCCGUUGUUGUAGCCGCCCCUGUGGUAGCUAAGACUUACGUCGCCCCAGCUGCAGUCAGCAGCACCUACAGGGAGGACAUCAUCAGCAAACCCUCCGUUGUCUCCUACGCCGCUCCUUUGGUGCAUGCCGCCCCUGUAGCUUACGCUGCUAAGGCCAUCGCCGCCCCAGUCGCCUACGCCGCCCCAGCAGCGGUGAGCUCCAGCUACAGAAGCGACUUGAUCAGCAGCCCAGUGGUAGCCAAGACCAUCGUCGCCCCUGCUGCUUACGCUUAUGCCGCCCCUGCUGCCUACGCAUACGCCGCCCCAUCUGUCCACGCCUGGUAGAGAGAGAACUGACCCAUUUURCAGACUGUGUAAAUAAAUAAUUUAUUAAAAAAUAAAUUGGAAUUUUUGGAAUCAAA
Molecule: messenger RNA, 682 nt
Organism: Dendroctonus ponderosae (mountain pine beetle)
Lineage: Eukaryota; Metazoa; Arthropoda; Insecta; Coleoptera; Curculionidae
Product: cuticle protein 38
Exons: 1
Coding region: 81-605 (174 amino acids)
Source: RefSeq, a predicted model, not a curated record